Phragmites australis (common reed) is the source of this 2932-nucleotide messenger RNA. Its product is annotated as CSC1-like protein RXW8. Gene Ontology annotation, cellular component: plasma membrane. The transcript is spliced from 12 exons. Lineage: Eukaryota; Viridiplantae; Streptophyta; Magnoliopsida; Poales; Poaceae. The record is from RefSeq and is a predicted model, not a curated record. The coding region runs from base 293 to 2593 and encodes 766 amino acids. Gene Ontology annotation, molecular function: calcium-activated cation channel activity.
CUGUAAUCAAUUCCAUGGGCUUUGCUUUUGCGGGCGGGUCCCACAGGCCAACCAGCGCCCACCACCGCCAUCAAAUCUCUCUCUACUAGGAAAAACCACUCACGCUCUCCAAUCUCCGUGAAUCCCUCGCCAUUGCUGCACUCCUCUUGAGGGUUUUGCUUGCGGAAUCGGGGCGCCCUUCGGCUUUGAGUAAUCACUUCCUGCAGGCACGGAGGGUACCAAGGAUGAUGUUUGUGCUCGUGUUUAGAUGACAUAAAGUGUGUUGUGCACGCGACACACUGGAUAGGAAGCGAUGAAAAUCAGGGCACUUCUGACCUCUGCGGGCAUCAACAUUGGCCUCUGCGUGCUUUUUCUGUCGCUCUACUCUGUUCUGAGAAAGCAACCAGCAAAUGUCAGGGUUUACUUUGGGCGGAGGAUUGCUGAGGAGCAUGAUCGGCUCCGAGAGGCUUUUAUUUUGGAGAGGUUUGUUCCAUCUACUGGCUGGAUAGUGAAAGCCCUGCAGUGUACCGAGGAAGAGAUCUUGGCUGCUGCUGGGUUGGAUGCUGUUGUUUUCAAUAGAAUUCUAGUAUUCAGCAUACGCAUCUUCUCCCUUGCUGCCCUUCUAUGUGUUUUCGGAAUUCUUCCACUGAAUUAUUUUGGACAGGAUAUACAACAUGUUCGAAUUCCUUCAGAAUCAUUGGAUAGAUUUACAAUCGGGAAUGUGGCAGUGAGAUCAAGAUGGCUCUGGGUCCAUUGUGUAGCCCUGUACAUAAUUUCUGGAGUAGCUUGCAUCCUUCUGUACAUUGAGUACAAGCACAUUGCCAGGUUGAGGCUCCUUCAUCUUACACGUGCAACACCAAAUCCAAGCCAUUUUACUAUACUUGUUCGUGGAAUACCAAAGGCAACUAAACAACCGUGCAGUAAUGUUGUUACUGAGUUCUUCACAAAGUAUCAUGCAUCAAGUUACCUAUUCCAUCAAGUUGUUUACAAGGUUGGGAAAGUUCAGAAGAUAAUGACUGGUGCAAAGAAGGCAUAUAAGAAGUUCAAACAUUUCAAGGACAACACGGUCGAUCAGGGAUGCAGAGCGAUUACCUACAGAUGUUGUCUUUGUGGAGCCUCUUCUAAUUCUUUCAAGUUGUUGACCACUGAAUGUGAGCAGAAGAGGGGGAAAGCUGACAACGAUUCCAACUUGGACUUACAGGAUGAGGAAUGCACAGCUGCUUUUGUAUUUUUCAAAACUCGAUAUGCCGCACUCGUCGCAUCAGAAAUACUUGAAACAUCUAACCCUAUGCAAUGGGUUACUAAUCUAGCUCCAGAACCAGAUGAUGUGUAUUGGUCCAAUCUUUGGCUUCCCUAUAAGCAGCUUUGGAUUCGUCGUAUAGCUACACUCCUAGGUUCUAUUGUUUUUAUGUUCUUAUUUCUGAUACCGGUGACAUUUAUACAAGGACUAUCACAGCUAGAGCAGCUGCAGCAGAAGCUUCCUUUCCUAAAUGGAAUAUUGAAGAAAAAUUACAUAAGCCAGCUAGUGACUGGAUAUCUUCCCAGUGUCAUACUGCAAAUUUUUCUGUACACCGUUGCACCAAUUAUGAUGCUAUUUUCUACAUUGGAGGGACCUACAUCUCACAGUGAGAGGAAGAAGAGUGCCUGCUGUAAAGUGCUGUACUUCACAGUUUGGAACGUGUUCUUUGUUAAUGUCUUAUCUGGUACUGUCAUAAGCCAAUUGAAUAUGUUGUCAAGCCCGAAGGACAUCCCUGUCCAGCUUGCUAGAGCUAUACCUGGGCAGGCUACCUUCUUCAUCACCUAUGUCCUGACUUCAGGAUGGGCCAGUUUAUCUUCUGAAGUUAUGCAACUCUUUGGUCUGAUAUGGAACUUUAUAAGGAAAUAUAUUCUGAGAAUGAGAGAAGAUACAGAAUUCGUUCCCUCAUUUCCCUAUCACACAGAAGUACCAAAAGUUAUGUUGUUUGGACUAUUGGGAUUCACAUGCUCAGUACUGGCACCUCUGAUCUUACCUUUUCUGUUGGUGUACUUUUUCCUUGGUUAUGUGGUAUACCGCAAUCAGUUGCUCAAUGUUUACCGCACAAGGUAUGACACAGGUGGUUUGUAUUGGCCAAUUGCACACAACACAGUCAUAUUCUCUCUUGUGCUCACCCAGAUCAUCUGCCUCGGUGUAUUUGGCCUUAAAGAAUCACCAGUAGCUGCGGGCUUUACCAUACCUCUUAUCAUCCUUACUUUUCUAUUCAAUCAGUACUGCAGAAACCGGCUUCUCCCAUUAUUCAGGACUUUUCCAGCACAGGAUUUAAUUGACAUGGACAGGGAGGAUGAACGGUCAGGAAGAAUAUAUGAAAUUCACCACUUACUUCAUUCUGCUUAUUGCCAGUUCCCUGACACUGAAGAUGUACCAUUGGAAAAAAUUCAGACUGACGGUAGGGAUGAGGAGCAAGGUUCUAGCUCGGGUGAGUCGAAUGACAAAGGAACCUGUGAGAAUCCCAGAAGGGAUCUAUCUCACCCAACAUUGAAGGGACUCCCUGUUAGCCGUCUGCAGCAUGCUGUGAGAUCGAUUACUUUCCUUAUCAGAUUACAGAAAAGAGGUUUAUCAGAACAGAAAAGUGGAUAAUUAAUUAACCGCUAACCUCUUCACCUGUCCGCUCAUGUAAAUAUACAGCGACAUACAUAAUACAACAUUCACUGAGAAAAAUGGGUUUGUGUAGAAAUCUGAGAGAGCAUCGUCACAGAGUGCUGAGGUGCAAUUUUGGUGUUUUUAUUUGUUUGAUGUAUGAGUUAGUGGCUCUGCAAUUUUGGUGAAUAUUUGUUUUUGUCUCGGUGGUGUUUCCUUCCUCUUUGUUUAGUUGAAAUUGCAGUCUUUUCACUGUUUCUCCCUUGAAAUGGAAUAAUCAUCCUGUUGCUGCCAGUGCAUAGGACAAGGGCCUGUGCCAUUCUGGGGAAUUUGCCAAGA